Frankliniella occidentalis (western flower thrips) is the source of this 897-nucleotide messenger RNA. Its product is annotated as irregular chiasm C-roughest protein-like. The record is from RefSeq and is a predicted model, not a curated record. Lineage: Eukaryota; Metazoa; Arthropoda; Insecta; Thysanoptera; Thripidae. The transcript has 3 exons. Bases 1 to 897 code for a protein of 298 amino acids.
AUGACCUUAACAAGGGUUAUAACUAAGGCUGCAGAUUCCAGAUACCCAUCUUUAGCAGCCUGCAAGCCCGGGACUUUAGACACCCCGUCCCAGGAUCUUCCAGGUAGCAUAUCUUCCUCUAUCCGGAAGCUGCUGAACAUCCCACUCUUGCAGCCCCCAGGUGACUACUCGCUGGAGAUCUUCCCCGUGAACCUGGAGGACGACGCCCGGUACCAGUGCCAGGUGAGCCCCGGGCCCGGCGGCGAGCCCGGGGUGCGGUCCCGCUUCGCGCAGCUGACUGUGCUGGUGCCGCCCGAGCCGCCCCGCAUCGUGCAGGGCGACCACCUGGAGACCACCGAGGACCGCGAGAUCGAGCUCGAGUGCGAGUCUGCGGCGGGCAAGCCGGCGGCCGAGAUCACGUGGAUCGACGGCGCGGGCAACGUGCUGCGAGGCGAGGACCUGCAGUCGGAGGACCCGGAGACGCGCCGCAUCACGGUGCGGUCCGUGCUCAAGGUGAUCCCGAAGAAGCACCACCACAACACGACCUUCACGUGCCAGGCGCAGAACCAGGCGGACCGCACCUACCGCUCGGCGCGCCUGCAGCUCUACGUCAAGUACGCGCCCAACGUGACGGUGACGGCGGCGGACAGCGGCCGCGGCCGCCACAUCCCCGAGGGCUCGGACGUGCGCCUGCACUGCCACGCCGACGCCAACCCGCCCGAGGUGCGCUACCGCUGGUUCCUGGACGGCGAGCCCGUCGUGGACACGGAGGGCCAGACGGACCUGCUGCUGCGCAACGUGACCCGCCGCCACCACGACGCCAUCGUCAAGUGCCAGGUCGAGAACAAGGUCGGCAAGAGCGAGGGCUCCGAGACGCUCGACGUGACCUGUGAGUAUAACAAAAGACUAGGCAUUUAA